UCCAAAUGACGAUCAUUUAAAAUCAAUACACUCAAAAUAUGCACAAAUUUUUCCCAAAUCUACACUCGUAGACCUUUCUAAACUUUUCUAUAUAUACUAUUACGCACAAGUAACAGUUUGUCUUUCGACGGUAUGAUGGUUUCAUUGAAUAUUUUAACGAAAUAAUGAGUUCUGUUGACCGCAGCGAGCUUGUAACGCUUGAGCGAUUGUUUGAUGCGGAAAUGCUGGCUAAUUGAGUGAAAUUGUGCUAAAAUAUUACAAUGGAUCUGUCGCCAGACGAGGAACACUUUCAAGGCCGACUCCUGCACCAGGCAGCUCUAUGGGACAACCUGGAGCUGCUGCAGGAGCUGAUAGCCGGCGGGGCGGAGGUGAACGCUCGCGACGCCCACAUGCGCAGUGCUCUGCAUGCCGCUGCUCUGGCGGAGCGAAGCCGUUGCCUUCCCGCGCUGUGUACGGCUGGGGCUGAUGUGGACGCACGGUCCGACCACGAGACUGGAGGGAUGACUGCCCUCCACACGGCCGCUGAACGAGGUCACGUGGAGAACGUCAAAGCGCUGCUAGCCGCUGGAGCUGAUCUCUCAGUGCUGACAGCCAGUGGCGAUACAGCGCUGGCGCUCGCUGAAAGGGGGCGGCACCGACACGCUGCCCUAGCUCUGCGAGAGGCAAAAGAUGCCCUGGAACGCGAGCGCGUCUCCCAGCACGGGCAGUUACGUGAGCUGGUGGUACGUGGGGAUGCGGCCGCGUUGCAGACCAAGUUGCAAGAGCUCGGUUCCGCUGCUGGCAUCGUCGCCAACCUGACCCCAGGGGGCGCGAAUACUUUGCUAUAUGUCGCUUCCGAGCUAGGUGCCACUACAGCCGCAGCGGCGCUGGUGGAGGCUGGCGCUGAUGGGAGAGCUCAUCCCGUCACCCGGUACGGACCGCUGUACAUCGCCUGCUACCACGGACACCUGGACAUCGCGAAAUUACUGCUGCAUCACUUUCCAGAAGCUAUACAGCAAGAAACGGUAGAGAAAUGGCUACCGCUCCACGCGGCGUGUAUCGGCGGCCACCCCGCGGUAGUGACGCUGUUACUGGAGUACCCCUACCCGGAGCACCUCCUGUCUACCUACACAGACGCGACGGGCAAGUGUCAGUACCGGUUCGCGUUCGACGUGAACGCGCGGGACGCGAGCGGCCAGACGGCGCUGUACGUCGCCUGCACCCUGGGCAACGCGGCCGUCGUGGACGCGCUGCUGGCGCACUCCGUGCCCCCGUGUCAGCCUCAGCCGGCCAGUUCCGAGCCGGGCCCGCCGCAGACGCCGGUGGACAGCAGUCCGCAGCGCGCCGGCAUCUCGCUCGGCAUACACGCCAUCGUCAGCAAGCUCACCGGUGCCGCGCCCAGGAACAGUGCUCCGGCGCCGGCCGCCGCGGCCGGGCAGCGCGUGCGCGCCGUGCGCGUGGAGGCGGCGCGCGGCGCGGACAGCUGCGUGGCGUGCGCGGCGCGCCUCAACCACGUGCGCGUGCUGCGCCGCCUGCUGGCCGCCGGCGCGCGCCCCGACGGGACCGCCGCGCCGCCGCAGGAGGAGGGGCGCGAGGCGCGGCGCCGCUCCCGCAGCGCGUCGGUGUCGCGCACGCGCUCGUCCGCCUCCCCGUCGCCCUCCGCCGUGCGCGCGCCCUUCGCCGACGACCGAGACGGGCCCUGGACGGCGCUGGCGGUGGCGGCGCGCGCUAAAAACGUCCAGGUGGCGGAGAUACUGCUGGCGGCCGGCGCCACGGACCCCGGCGGUCGAGCGCUGCGCGAGUUCGCCAGACACGGUCUCUCCGAGCUCCUGGCGGCGCUGCUCGCCACUAAGGCGUACCCGGACCCCGACUACAAGCUGGACAAGUCGCGCGUGUCGCAGUGCGUGCUGAACACACGCGACGCUGACCCGGCGCUGUCGUACAGCGCGCGCUGCCCCACCACGCCCGUCAUGGUCAACUGGCGCGAGCUGCGCUGCCAGCUGUCGCACCUGCGAAUGCGCUGGCUGGUGUCGGCGGCGCUGCGCGUGAACCCGCGCCUCAGCGCCGCGGCCAGCGCCUCGCUGGCGCUCACCCGCCUCGAGCUGGCCAACAACGAGCUGCGGCUGCUGCCCCGGGAGCUCUUCUCGCUGCAGAGUCUCAGAUACCUGAACGCGGCUCAAAACAAACUGGAACGUCUGCCGACAGCGAGUGAUCCCUUCGAAGACGAAGUAGACGGCAGGCAGCGCCGCGGCAAGAAGCAAUCGAAGAGGAGCGCCGAGGUCUACACCGCACCUGUUUUGCAGGAACUUUAUUUACAGGAUAAUCGUUUAGAAGAACUUCCCCCGGAACUCUUCUCCCUCCCGUCCCUGACCAGUUUGGACGUUUCCAACAACAAGCUUCGCGCGCUCCCUCCUCAGAUGUGGCAAGCGCCCGCCCUGAGAGACCUGAACGCCGCCCUAAACCAUCUGAAGGAACUGCCCAAUGGGGAUGAGGGAGCUCCAGAGACGCCGCAGUCCCCCGCAGAGCCCUCGCCCGGCGCUUCGCCCUCCGUGCACUCUGCUCCGUUCGCUUUUGACCAAACCAAGUCAACUUCUCGCAGUCCAUCUCUGGACGUCAGCGAGUCUUCUCAUGACGAAGACGACGUGCCCACAAUCGGAAAUAGGGCAGGGAACGCUGUCUGGGCGGAGGCGCGGCGCGCGCACGAGUGGCGCGGCGCGCGCGCGGCGUCCCCGCAGCGCUCGGGCGCGGCGGGCGGCAGCCGGCUGGCGGCGCUGAACCUGGCGCACAACCAGUUCUCCUGCGUGCCGCCGCCGCUGGCCUGCCGCGCGCCCGCCCUCGCCAGGCUCAACAUGGCCUACAACAACCUCCGGUCAAUGUCGUACGUGACGUCUUACCCCACCAGCUUGCGGCAGCUGGAUCUCAGUCACAACGAGAUCACUUGCUGGCCGAGCUUGCCCCAGGUGGAGAACUUCGGUUCGAGCGAGGGCGACCCGCUGGCUUGCUUCUGUCCGUCUCGGGAGGCCCGGGCUCGUCCGCGCUCGUCCGGCUCCGUGCGCUCCCAGCUACUGAGUGCGGCCUGCCCCGCCCGCCGACACCUUCGCCUCGAGGGCCUGCGAACAUUGAUCCUAGCCAACAAUAUGCUGACGCGUAUCCAGCUGACGACGGACGAUGACGGCCUCGUGCCGACCACUGAGCAGAGCAGUGAUGAAAAUGAUGAUGAAUGGAACAGCCGAGGCUCCCUGAAGGCGAGGCUCCUGUUCCCGCUGCUGUCGAUGCUGGACGUGUCGAGCAACCUGCUCCGCUCCGUGCCGCCCGCCCUGCACCUGCUCACAAACCUCGCGGUGCUCAAUCUCAGCGGGAAUAAGGAUAUCACGGACCUGCCGCCGCAGAUGGGCCUCCUGACGCGCCUGUGGAACCUGAACACGGCGGGCUGCGCUCUAAGCGAGCCGCUGCGCUCCGUGGUCCGCGGCCGCAGCCGCAGCGUGGACGUGGUGGGCUACCUGCGCUCCGUGCUGCAGGAGGCGCGGCCCUACGCGCGCAUGAAGCUCAUGGUGGUCGGCGUGCAGGGUAUUGGGAAGACCAGUCUACUGGACUGCUUGAGACAGGAGUCUGCCAUCCAUCAUCGGAGGAAACCUACUGAUCACUGGGCGAAGCGCAUGGGCAACAAGUCCGGACGGCGCGGCAUGUCCACGGUGGGCGUGGACAUCGGCGCGUGGGUGUACGAGCCCACGCGGUCCCAGCGCGGGCCUGUGACGUUCCGAACGUGGGACUUCGGUGGCCAGCAGGAGUACUAUGCGACCCACCAGUACUUCCUGACGAAACGUUCCCUGUAUCUGGUUGUGUGGAAGGUUACGGAUGGGAGGAAGGGGCUCGCCAGCGCCUUGCAGUGGCUGAGGUCAAUACAAGCGCGCGCCCCGGGCUCGCCCGUCAUCAUGGUCGGUACACACUACGAUCAAGUUGUUAAUAGCAAGGCGAGCGAGAGCGACAGCCCGACGGCGCUGCAGCGGCUCAUCCGCGGCGCCGUCAUGGCGGCGCCCGACGCGGACAAGCUCGGCCUGCCGCGCGUGCUCGACUCCAUCGAGGUAUCAUGCAGCACUCGCCACAAUAUAAAACUGCUGGCUGACAUCAUCUACUCCGUGGCUUUUAGCGUCAAACCUCCAGGCAGCAAAGAGCCUCUGUUAGAGCAGCGCGUGCCGGCCACAUACCUGGCGCUGGAGGAGUGCGUGCACAGCCUCGCCGCCGACCUCAAGGAGCCCGUGCUGAGACACGAGCAGUACAAGAAGCUGGUGACACAGUAUAUGCAGCAGAAAAAUCUUCGAAUGUUUCGUGACGCGGCGGAGCUGCACCAGGCGACCAUGUUCUUACAUGAAAACGGAGUGUUACUGCAUUACGAUGACGCGACCCUCAAGGAGCUGUACUUCGUGCGACCGCAGUGGCUGUGUGACAUCCUGGCGCACGUGGUCACAGUGCGGGAGGUCAACCCCUUCGCCUCGAACGGCAUCAUGCGCGUGGAGGACCUGAGCCACGUGUUCAAGGCGUCCCCGGCGCUGGGCGGCGGCGAGGAGGCGCGCUCGCUGGGCGCGUCGCUGCUGAACAAGUUCGAGCUGGCGCUGUGCUGGGACGCGCGCUCGCUGCUGGUGCCGCCGCUGCUGCCCGAGCGCGAGCCGCGCGCGCCGCAGUUGGCGCUGAAGUCUCGCGCGUGGCCGGGCACCCCGCGCCGCGCCGCGCUCCCCGCGACCCUCUCCUCCGCGCCCUCUUCGGUGCCUUCGGUUCGAGGGACCGAUUCUCCGCUACUCAUACAGGAGGGCGGGGGUGCGGGCGGGGCGGUGGUGUCGGCGCGGAAGGGUGCGCGCGCCCUUCGGCGCCUGCUGCUGCUGUCGUACGUGCCGCGCGGGUUCUGGGCGCGCCUGUGCGCGCGCGUGCUGGCCGACCCCGCGCUGGCGCUGCUGGCGCCCGCCCUCUACUGCGCGCCGCGGGAGAUGGACAUAGAUGAAAGCGUUGCAAAGGCCCUGGAUUUUAACUGGUCGUGGAAGCUCUGGAAGACCGGACUCAAGCUGGUAUGUGGAGAACUGGUGCUACUUGCGCUGCGGGAGCUACCCCCACGGUACGACCCACUUUUGGGCGCUGUGGGCGAUGAAGAUGAGCCCGAUGAGCUGUACCAUUCCAUCAGGUUCCGCGUGCGCGCCGAGGGCACUUGGAGCGAGCUGGACGUGCAGUCGUCCGCGUGCGUGGAGCUGCUGCUGCCGGCUCAGGUGUGCGUGGUGCGGCGCGACGACGGCCUGCCCCUCGCUGGCUGCCAGAGUCUCAGUCUGGAACCGAACCCUGAAGUGUUGACAAAGGUGCUUGCAUUGGUCUCCGACCACGUGGACCUGUUGCUUGAAGACUGGUACCCGUCCCUUGGUACCCGCUUCGUCCACACGUCGGAGGGCCGCUGCCUCAUCACCCGCGUGGCGCCCUGCCCCGCCUGCCUGGCAGACGCCCAGCUGGAGCACGAGCCUCAUCACGACCACGACAAGCACUUCGCUCAGGUAUUCAGACGCCUAGACCUCGGCAGCGCAGAACCACGCCGUCUCCGACUCUCCGAGGAAUCCCGCGCCUCAGACGGUGACAGUGGCGUUGGGGCUGAAUCUAACACGUCCUCGCGGGUGGGCUCCACGGAGGGCGUCUGCAACAGCCCGUCGUUCGUGGCGACGUGCUGGACGCUGGAGGAGUGCGUGCUGGCCGCGUGCACGUCCGCGCCGCUGUGCUGCCCGCACCACGCCGACGUGCAGCUGGCGGACGUGGCGCCCGACACGCUCCUCCUGGACGUGGAGGAGGACAAGCGCGCCCGCUGGGAGCACAUCACGCGCACGGCGGUGGCGGGGCGCGGCGCCUUCGGGACCGUGCUCACGGGCACGUGGCGCCGCCCGGGGGCCAAGCCCGUGCCCGUCGCCGUGAAGGCCCUUCAGCCAGUGGCGCCCCCGUCCGCCCACGAUAUACAGGCGAUGCAGGCGUAUAAGGCGGCGGCGUCCCGCUGGGAGCGCGACGCCACGGGCGGCGCGUGCCGCGCCUACUGCGGCCUGCGCCAGGAGCUGGGCAUCCUGGCGCGCCUGCGCCACGCGCACGUGCUGCCGCUGCUGGCCGCCUGCCCCGCGCCGCUGGCGCUGCUGCUGGCCGUGGCGCCGCAGGGCUCGCUGGAGGGUGCGCUGCGGCGCUACCGUGGCUGCGGGAAGCGCGUCGGGGAUCGUGCGGCGCGUGCGCUAGCUCUGCAGGUGGCGCGUGCGCUGGAGUACCUGCACGCGCACCGCGUGCUCUACCGGGACCUCAAGUCGGAGAACGUGCUGGUGUGGUCGCUGCCGGCGCCGCAGGAGGCCGAGGACGCGGAGCUCAGCCCCGACCCCAUCGACGUGCACGUCAAGCUGGGAGACUACGGUAUAUCGCGCCUCGCCCCGCCCUCUGGUACAAAAGGCUUCGGUGGCACCGAGGGUUUCAUGGCGCCCGAGAUUAUGAGGUACAACGGAGAGGAAGAGUAUACUGAGAAGGUGGAUUGUUUCUCGUACGGAAUGUUGUUGUACGAGAUCUUCACGCUGCGGCAGCCGUUCGAAGGUCACGAGGCGGUCAAGGAAGCCGUGCUCGAAGGGGCCAGGCCUCCCCUCUCUCCCAGGGACCUGCAGUACCCGUGCAGCCUGCUGGAGACCAUGCGGCGCUGCUGGAGCGGCGCGCCCGAGCUGCGGCCGUCCGCCGGCGCGCUGACGGCCGUGUGCGCGGCGCCCGAGUGCCUGGCGCUGCGGGACGCGGCCGCCGCGCGCCCCGCCGCCGCCGCCGCCGCCGCGCCGCUGCGCCUGGCGGAGGGCGACCUGGGAUGGGAGGUGUGGUACGGUGGCGCGGAGCCCGAGCGCGCCCACACGCUCACCAUAUCCGACACCUUCCAGCACCACCACUCGCUGCGUGUGCCGCCUGACAAGACAGAGCCGGUGAUAGUGACAGCGAUGUGCCGCGUGGGCCCCCACAUGUGGCUCGGAGACUCCGUCGGUCGGAUAUUUGUUUACACUAUAUCAACGUGCGCGCUCUCUUGGAGCGUGCGGCUGCAAGACGUGGUGGGCGGGGCUCCAAGCGCCGUCGCCGCGCUUGAGUUGCUCGCACCACUGCCGCGUGUCGCUGUUGCACUCGCGUGUGGGAGGCUGUUCAUAGUGACCUCAGAGCGGCAAGAGGAAGAAGGCAGCUUCGUGCUGACGGAGCUCGGCGCGGCCACCGAGCUGAGCUGCCUCGCAGCCGUUCCCGUGGACGACAGCGUGUCGCUGUGGGCGGGCGGGCCGGGGCUGCACGCCUACGCCGUGCGCGCGGAGGGCGUGAGCGCGGCGGAGCAGCUGGCGGCGCCCGCGCGCCUGGCGCUGCUGCGGGCGGCGCCCCGCCCGCUGUGCGUGCUGGGGGCGGCGCGCGCCGACGUGUUCGUGUUCUCGUGGAGCGCGCGGUCGCGGCGUCCCCCCGCGCGGCUGGACUGCAGCAAGCUGGUGCCGUGCUCCGAGAGCCUGCAGUCCAUCGCCAUCGACGACAGCCUCGGCCACGAGCGCUGCCGGGUGACAGCGCUGGCGGUGAUUGGCGACCAGGUGCUGGUGGGGACGGCGUGGGGCUGCCUGGUGGUGGCGCACGCCGCCUCCCUACUACCACUUACUGUCUUCAGGCCCUAUGAGGAGGAGGUGCGUGCGAUAGUGCCCCUGCCGCCCCUGGGGCGCGGGGCGCGGCGCCAGGAGCGGCUGGUGACGUUCGGCGCGGGCUACCGGCCGCUGGUGCAGAGAUACGCGCCCGCGCAGUCCAACAACACAACAACAUUCUCCGGCUUCUACUGCUUGCUGUGGACGGCACAACACUGGCUGCCGGACUAGACGCAACAAUACUGAUACAAUUCAGCCUAUCGCAGUCCACUGCUGGACA
This is a messenger RNA of Melitaea cinxia (Glanville fritillary), 7890 nucleotides long. It is a transcript of the gene Lrrk, whose product is annotated as leucine-rich repeat serine/threonine-protein kinase 1. The transcript has 57 exons. The record is from RefSeq and is a predicted model, not a curated record. The coding region runs from base 261 to 7841 and encodes 2526 amino acids. NCBI's taxonomy places the organism in Eukaryota, Metazoa, Arthropoda, Insecta, Lepidoptera, Nymphalidae. Gene Ontology annotation, molecular function: ATP binding; protein binding; protein kinase activity. Gene Ontology annotation, biological process: protein phosphorylation.